AUGUAAACGUAAUCAAGAAUGAGUGUUAACCUAUAAAAAUUAGCGGAUUGUUUCAAAGAAGCAUCUAUUUAUUACUAUUUCUAUUCUAAAUGCUUAUUUUUAUUUUAUAAGGAGUUAUUUUCAAAGAUUAUAUCACUGAUUGAGUUAAUGUAUUCAGCUUUAGCAAAAACAGGAUAGAUAGCUAAUGUAUAUAAUUACCAUGUUAUACUGUUAAUUGUUAUGAAUAUUAUUGCAUAUUUUUCAACAUAUUCUCCCAUUCCAAUAUAUCCUGCUUUUAUCUACAAAUUUCCAAAUCCAUACCUGUGGUCUGUAACAAAAAAGAAAAAGAAAGAAACAACGAAUAAUACCAAUGCCUAUAAGAAAGAGUGCUUUUGGUUAAUAGCAUUCAAAUAUUUUCUAUAAAAGAACACGAAACUGAAGAAGAGUAGAGUGACAUAGAAUGAUUUUUAUCCAAUGAAGAUGAAGUUUAACGAUAUGAAAUUUAAUAGGAAAAGUAAUAUCUUGCCUUAACAUGUUAAUUUGAUAUCCUUUACAGUAUCUUUUUCACAUAAAGCUGGCGAUUAAUCCCAUACCAAUUUUUUUAACAAAAAGUAAGUUUAGUAGCAGAAUAAAAUCAAUUGCAUUCUCGGUAGAUAAACUAAAAUGAAAUCAGAUGAACUUAUUGAAGGAACUAUAUCAGUUACUGAAAUAAAUAUAAAACUUAAAGUAUAUUAAAUUUAAAAAAGAAGUUUGUAUCUUUUCAGUAGAGGCCCAUUAUUACUAAAAUAAGGGAAUUGGAUAAAAAUUAGAGAAUUUAGAAGCAUAUAUCCUAUAGCUGCAGGUAAUAUAAUAGAUACUACAGUGGAGUUAAGAAUAGUUCUUAAAGUAUGA
Messenger RNA from Tetrahymena thermophila SB210, 870 nucleotides. Its product is annotated as transmembrane protein, putative. The transcript has a single exon. NCBI's taxonomy places the organism in Eukaryota, Ciliophora, Oligohymenophorea, Hymenostomatida, Tetrahymenidae. The record is from RefSeq and is a predicted model, not a curated record.